Molecule: messenger RNA, 2511 nt
Organism: Diceros bicornis minor
Lineage: Eukaryota; Metazoa; Chordata; Mammalia; Perissodactyla; Rhinocerotidae
Gene: RNF122
Product: ring finger protein 122
Exons: 6
Coding region: 366-833 (155 amino acids)
Source: RefSeq, a predicted model, not a curated record
UCUCACCUUCGCGUCCUGGGACGUGAGCGCAGCCACCCGCCAAGGCUUUUCCCUCCUCUGCGGGCCGAGAGCCUCUGCCGACAGGGCGCCCCGCAUCUCCCCCAGCGCCGGGGGCCCUCCUGCAUUUCCUCUGUGCUGCUUUGAUCAGGGGGACUUUGGGUUUGUUUUCUCCUCUUUCCUCUUUGUUGCUCUAAAACCGGUCACGCCGAAGCCCCCCAUUCCGGAGGGAGUUCGACUUGUUGAGAAAGGCGGCUGCCGCGGACUGCACCGGCCCCUCCUGCGGACCCGCAAGCCGGUGCCCACCUUGCCCGCCUUACCCGCCGCCUGCGUUCGUUCGCCCGAGGAAGCCAGCCGAGAGGUCAUUGAUGCACCCAUUCCAGUGGUGUAACGGGUGUUUCUGCGGCCUGGGACUGGUUAGUACCAACAAGUCCUGCUCAAUGCCACCCAUCAGUUUCCAAGACCUUCCUCUCAACAUCUACAUGGUCAUCUUCGGCACAGGCAUCUUUAUCUUCAUGCUCAGCCUCAUCUUCUGCUGCUAUUUUAUCAGCAAACUCCGGAACCAGGCACAGAGUGAACGAUAUGGAUAUAAGGAGGUGGUGCUUAAAGGUGAUGCCAAGAAGUUACAGUUAUAUGGGCAGACCUGUGCAGUCUGUCUGGAAGACUUUAAGGGGAAGGACGAGCUAGGUGUGCUCCCGUGCCAACAUGCCUUUCACCGGAAGUGUCUGGUGAAGUGGCUAGAAGUACGCUGUGUCUGCCCUAUGUGUAACAAGCCGAUUGCUGGUCCCUCAGAGGCCGCCCAGAGCAUCGGGAUCCUAUUGGAUGAGCUGGUGUGAGUGCUGCCUCUACACCAAGGCCUGGAGAAGACCUCUUGCCUCGUGGGUGCCUGGUCCCUCUGCACAGCUGCAGUGAACAAGACUGUUGGGUGGUGAUGGUCAUGCUCACCUGAAGGGGAGGUAGUGCAGGGCUGGUCUCCCACCAUCAGGGUGAGACUGCCUUGCCCCACCUUUCUGCCUCCUGAAGCCUUGUUCCCUGCUACUCAGUACUGAUGGCAUCGCCCUUCAAGACCACUGUAUCCUGGUACUGGACUAUCUACCUGCCUUGUCACUGCUCUGGGGAAAGAAAUCCACCCGUAUCUGGCCAAGAACUUGGAGCACACCCCUUGAGGUUUCCCCUUGCGAGGACAAGCUGCCCUGACCUAGAAGAGGGGAUGAGAUGGGCUCUGCCCCACCUGUGAACUCCCCUCCCCUCCCUACUCUUUCCAUAGGAAGGUUAGAAGGGAAGGAAGGAAAGAUGGAGGAAUCAAGUGCCUCCAGUGGAAGUGAGGGAGGCUGUGUAGGAAACCAGGAAGAACAGGGAUGUAUAAAAGGAAAGUCAAUGUUUACAUGGGACCUAUUGAAACAAAGGCUGGCCGGCCGGCCCGCUAAUGACAGGGUAAUGGAGGGCAGAUCCCCUCCCCCUGCUAGGAUCUGAGGUGCUUACUCUUUCCCUGUCUUCCUCAGCUAAUCUCAGAGCUUCCUACUCCAUGUUGGGGUUUAAGAGCCCCCCUAGAAGAAGGGCUUGUUCUACACUCAAGUGGAUUCCCAGGAGCAAAAGGGGCCUGGGGAUGGGGGUGUCUGAAGGUUAAGGUAGCAACAGAUACCUUCUUCCCCUUUGUAAAUAGUAUUUUUAUACUGCAUCCUCACCAUCUCAGGCUUUGUACAUGUGAUCCCCCGGCUGGAAGGGGUGGGGGUUUUCCGUUCCUCCCUGAAGUGGGUGAGGGUGGGAGAAAGGUAUGUAUUUAAAGAAAAUUAAAUUUAAUAACAAGUUUCUCUAACCUUUGCCUGUGGUUGUGGCCCGUGUCUGUUGGCCCUUUUCUGCCAACAGAGGGAACAAAGUUCUCUAACUGCCUCUCCUCACUUCCCCAUACUCAGAUCAAACAUACACACACAAAGAUUCCUAACCUUUAAAAAGAAAAGUUGGUAUUAGAUUAUUGCCUGUACAACAUAAGGUAAGACUAAUAUCAGUGUACUGUAAGACUGGACUAAGUCAGGCUCAUUCAUCUGAUUUCUAGAAUAUUUUUAAAGAAAGGUGAUGUACGCCACCAGAGCAUUCCAUUAACUAAGACUUGAAAUUAAUAGAAUUCUACUUGUAAUUCAAGCAGUUGUGCUCUUAACACAACUAAAGGUCCAGGUUGCUAUCGUAGAGGCUUGAUCCCUUUUCCCUUAUUAUAUUUUUUUCUUACCUACCAGCUGACAAUCACUAACACAUCCUGCCCUCCUAUGCCAUGUCUGGAAGUGUGGCACUGUUAACAUCUUAUGCCUGUAUGUGCACUCAGAUCUUGCCCCCAUGUCCUCCAGCUUCACUCUGUCAGUGUCCAAGGGGGUGCUGAAUCAAUGAUGGGUGUGCAAAAUGGGAACAAUUUUCUUGGCCAUCAUAAGCACAGAGCAGCUGGGCUGUGGUUGCUCCCCUGCUCAGUGGAAGAGGGCAGUGCUAACGGUCAUCCCAGGGGGAAGCGCUAGGUGCUGUGCACAG